AUGGAUCAAGUUGAACCAGAGAGAUUGGCUCCUGGGCUACCUCGCAACAAAAAUACCACAACCGCAUACAACUCGCUGCUCCGGCUGUUCCAGCGCUUUUGCCAGCGCCAUGGAUUCUCUCGCCAACGCCAAACUAAAAGCAAGCUUAAACAAAGCGUCCUCAACGAGACUCACCAGCAAUUCGCUGCCGACUUUCACCGCGAAUAUGCCUCCUACGACAAGAAUUGUGUGUACAACGUUGACGAAACCGGGAUGCACUAUGACCUCCCUCCGACGUACAUUUGGGCUGUCAAGGGUGGCAGUUCGAAGAUAUCCUGCGGCGAAAGCACUCCAUGCGAUUGA
This is a messenger RNA of Aphanomyces invadans, 342 nucleotides long. RefSeq lists its product as hypothetical. The transcript has a single exon. The record is from RefSeq and is a predicted model, not a curated record. The coding region runs from base 1 to 342 and encodes 113 amino acids. NCBI's taxonomy places the organism in Eukaryota, Oomycota, Saprolegniomycetes, Saprolegniales, Verrucalvaceae.